GGGGCUGGCGGGCACCGUGCCCGUCCCUGCCGGUCUCCUGGGCACUCGGCCACCGCCCCACCUCCGCCUCCGUGCCAUGGAGCCCGAGCUGGCGGCCCAGAAGCAGCCCCGGCUGCGGAGGCGAAGCCGCCGGGCCUCUAGGCUGAGCACGGAGAGCAGCGCGGGGCCUUCGGCCGACACCCCCGGGCCGGAGCCGGGGCCGGGGCCGGGGCCGGGGCCGGACGGGAGAUACUCCCUUCGAAGAGGUAGCUCCUUCACUUUUUUAACACCUGGCCCCCACUGGGACUUCUCUUUGAAAAGAAAACGAAGAGAGAAAGAUGAUGAUGUUGUAAGCCUUAGCAGCCUUGAUCUGAAGGAGCCAAGCAAUAAAAGAGUCCGACCUCUCGCUCGGGUCACAUCCUUGGCAAACUUAAUCUCUCCUGUAAGAAAUGGAGCAGUCAGACGUUUUGGGCAAACAAUACAGUCAUUUACCCUUCGUGGUGACCACAGAUCCCCGGCCUCUGCCCAGAAGUCGUUCAGUAGGUCUACAGUCCCAACACCUGCCAAGAGAAGAAGCAGCGUGCUGUGGUCGGAGAUGCUGGACGUCAACACCAAGGAGUCUCUGACCACCAGAGAGAUCAGGCGGCAGGAGGUGCUGUAUGUCUGUGGUGUCUGCUUGCUGUCUGUGUGUGACACAUUCUGUCUCUGACAGGCCUACCAUGACCCCAUGUUAAAGUUAUCCAUCAUGUCGGAAGAAGAACUCGCACACAUAUUCGGGGAUUUGGACUCUUACAUACCUCUGCAUGAAGAUUUGUUGGCAAGAAUAGGAGAAGCAACCAAGCCUGAUGGAACAGUGGAGCAGAUCGGUCACAUCCUCGUGAACUGGCUGCCGGGCCUGCAUGCCUACAAAGGCUACUGCAGUAACCAGCUGGCAGCCAAAGCUCUCCUCGAUCAGAAGAAACAGGACCCGAGAGUCCAGGACUUCCUCCAGCGAUGUCUGGAGUCUCCCUUCAGUCGCAAACUGGAUUUGUGGAGCUUCCUCGAUAUCCCGCGAAGUCGUCUAGUCAAAUACCCUUUGCUGUUAAAAGAAAUCCUCAGACACACUCCCAAAGACCACCCUGAUGUUCAGCUUCUGGAGGAUGCUGUAUUGAUAAUACAAGGAGUGCUCUCUGAUAUCAACUUGAAGAAGGGUGAAUCCGAAUGCCAGUAUUACAUCGACAAGCUGGAGUACCUAGACGAAAAGCAGAAGGAUCCCAGAAUCGAAGCAAGCAGAGUGCUACUGUGUCACGGGGAGCUGCGGAACAAGAGUGGACACAAACUUUACAUUUUCCUGUUUCAAGACAUCUUGGUUCUGACGCGGCCUGUGGUGCGCAACGAGCGGCACGCCUACCAGGUGUACCGGCAGCCCAUCCCCGUGCGGGACUUGGUCUUAGAGGACCUGCAGGACGGAGACGUGCGGAUGGGAGGGUCCUUCCGGGGGGCUUUCAGCAACUCGGAUAAAGCUAAAAAUAUCUUUAGAGUUCGCGUCCAAGAUCCCUCUCCGGGUCAGUGUCACACUCUGCAAGCCAAUGACGUGUUCCACAAGCAGCAGUGGUUCAAUUGCAUCCGAGCUGCCAUUGCCCCUUUCCAGCCCGCAGCCAGUCCACCCGAGCUCCGGGGCCUGCCCGAGCUCCACGAGGAGUGUGAGGAGAACAGCCUCUCUGCCGCCAACCCCCCAGCCCAGAGGAGGGGAUCUGUGGUUUCCAGCAUCACUCAGGCAGAAGUUGAAAACGCUUUGGAAUGUGGCUCCAGUGUGCAGCUAGCAGAAGACCCCAAGAGUGUGGAAGCACCCCAAACACGGCCCAGCUUCCGGAGAGCAAGGGACAGAGCCCAGUCAGGCGGCAAACGGAAAGAGACUCUGGUGUAGAGAAGGCUCUGUGUGUCGCCUGGGGCAGAGACUGUUUAUUUAUAAAUGUGUACAGUUCUGUUUUUCCUGUGAGGCGAGCGUAGGAGCAUCCGUAGGGUUGCUUUAUGCUGCUUGUAAUAUUGUCGUUGUUUUUGGAGGUUCUGUUUUCUUUCCUCUCGUCUUCUUUUUAAUGGCAGCUAAUGAUAUACAGAUUACUGUUAAAUUGCAGUCUUUUUUAAGAUGUUUUCUCAGAUUUUUUAGAACAUGCAAGGCGAGUAUUUUUAAUUAGAUGAAACAUUUACAAAAUGGAUUUUCUCCUAAUUCUGGAUUCAUAAUGACUUUGCAUUAUCAACCAAUUGUGAUAUUUACUGUAUUUGCCAAAACUCAGAAUUUUGCAAGUGUUUCUUUGAUAAACCUUGCAUGCAAACAUUUUUCCAGUGUUUCCUUGAUAAACCUUGCAUGCAAAAUUUGAAAUUUUAACAUCAUACCUAAAUUCUACAAGGGAGUAUUUCAAAAUUUACAUUGAAACAUAACUUCUUUGGAAAACAAACCAUAAAACUUAAUAGGUUUCAUUUGAUCAACUGGAAUGCUUUAUGUUAGUUUGUUUUUCACUGCACAUUCCUCAUUUUUCAUUCAUAACCUGCCAAUUAUUUAAUUUUUUUAUUGUAAAGUAGUUUUUAGUAUUUGUUUUUAUUUUUUUUAUUUUAGUGCCUUUUCAAAUUGGCAUGUCUUUAUUUUUCUUCCUGAUUAUAAAUGUGUAUGUGUGUGUGUGUAUAUAUAUUUUUUUAAAUCAUAUUAACUUUACCAAGUGAAACCAAGCCAUACUGUGUUUGAGCCAAUUAAGAAAAUUGCAGUUUUUAAAGCGCAGGAUUUCAGGAUAGUGAAGACACACGCAGUGACUCAGUGAAUUAAGGCUACUGGAAGAGAGCCACGUAGGGACUGCACUGGAAGUUUAACGUCUGAAAAGCGAGAGGGAACGUGAUUGGUAGUAAGUUUAAAAGAAAAAAGGAGGGAAAAGAGAGUAGUUUUGUCUUACAGUAAAAAUGUCUGGCCAUGCCAGAGUGGAAGGAGCAGCUCUCUAGGGGGUGUCGUAAGUUGUUGAAGGGUCGAGGGCAUGUGGACUUCUGUUGCCUGGGUUUACAAUACCUGGAAAUAAUGAAAUGUGUUGAAAAUUUGACCAUAUAAGAUCAGUUUGGGUGUAUUUAUUAAUAAGAUGGAAAAAGACUGAGUCUUUUACUGUAAAACGUCCCAUGAAAAUGGGAUUGUGAUCCUGAAAGCAGGGAGAGUGAGAGCCCAGUGUCAUGGCAGGUGCACAGCGGUGAUGGGUCUGGUCACAGCCCUCAUGUGAAAUAUAUUUGGCCAGUGGAAGUGAAAAUUGGAAAAGACUGUAAAUAGAUCAAUCUAAAUGAUUUCUGUGUAUAAAUGAAUGGAUAUAAUAAAAAACAUACACACAUAA
Messenger RNA from Otolemur garnettii (small-eared galago), 3320 nucleotides. It is a transcript of the gene NET1, whose product is annotated as neuroepithelial cell transforming 1. The transcript is spliced from 11 exons. Lineage: Eukaryota; Metazoa; Chordata; Mammalia; Primates; Galagidae. Gene Ontology annotation, biological process: intracellular signal transduction; positive regulation of Rho protein signal transduction. Gene Ontology annotation, molecular function: guanyl-nucleotide exchange factor activity. The record is from RefSeq and is a predicted model, not a curated record.